Molecule: messenger RNA, 2883 nt
Organism: Trematomus bernacchii (emerald rockcod)
Lineage: Eukaryota; Metazoa; Chordata; Actinopteri; Perciformes; Nototheniidae
Gene: pdcd2l
Product: programmed cell death 2-like
Exons: 3
Coding region: 72-1127 (351 amino acids)
Cellular component (GO): cytoplasm
Source: RefSeq, a predicted model, not a curated record
UCCCUCUGCACACGGAGUUGUUUUGAUGACGGACCCUGUUCCUCUCACUUCCGGUGUGUAACACGUGUGAGAUGGAGGUGGUUCUGCUGGGUCUGAGUGACGGGGAUCUGGACCCGGAGCGGUACCGAGCCUCGUUCAUAACCAACAAGCUGGGGGGGAAACCGGACUGGAUGCUUCCGGAGCCCUCGCGACAGGCUCCCCGCUGCGCGCGCUGCGGUGCCCCGUUAGCCCAAGUCGUGCAGGUUUACUGCCCCGUGCACAUCUGCCCCCCCCACCACAGGACACUUCACCUGUUCGCGUGCACAGGGUGCAGCAGCAGUUCAGAAACCUGGAGGGUGAUUCGCUCCCAGCGUCCGGAGGAGACUUCCUGCAGAAAGGCUCCGACUCAAGAGGCUCCAGCUGCCUCAGAGUGGUGCGACACCGCUGAGGACUGGGGGGAGGAAGAGGAGGAGGAGGAGGAGAGUGGAGGUGGGAGGAAGGAGAGCCAGGUGCAAGAGGAGGAAGCAGCUCCUCAGGAAGAAGCCGUCGGAGAGAUGCACGCGAGCCUCGGUCUUCAGGAUCUGACCCUCGGAGACGACGUUCCUGAGGAAAACGUUCCAGAACUCCGCUCGUUCUUCAUCAGCGUGGUGGAGGAAUCUGAGCUUUUCGGAGAGGAAGACGAGCUGCAUCACGCUCAGAAGCUUCUGCGGGAAUACGAGAGGAGGGAGGGGGUCUCCGCGGGGGAGAUGGAGGACGAAGAGGGAGGCGGAGGUGAGGAGAAAUACGAGAAGACGAAAGCCAGACACGGAGACGCCGUUUUCUCUCGCUUCAUGAAGAAGAUCUCGCUCUGUCCGCAGCAGAUUCUGCGCUACAGCCGGCGAGGGAAACCUCUCUUCAUCUCACAGCCGCCGGAAAACAUGCAGGUGCCGAAAUGUGGAUCCUGCGGUGGGGACCGGACGUUUGAGAUGCAGCUGAUGCCCGCUCUGGUGAGUCUUCUGAGGGGGAGGGAAGAGGAGGAAGUGGAGGUGGAGUUUGGGACGGUGCUGGUGUUCACCUGCAACAACAGCUGCUGGACGGAGGAUUCGGGAUCCACUGUGGAGGAAAUCUGCUUCGUGCAACCGGACCCCGACCAGAAGCUCUUCAAAUGACGAACUUCAACAUCAACAUUAACCUCAAAGAAGAACUCAGAAAGUCAAAUAAAUACAAAUAAAUCCUCCCUUUUUAAGGAACGAUUCUUUAAAGAGGUUCUAUUAUAGUAUUAUAUGUGUUGGGUGUUCCCUCUCCUGUAGGUUUGAGUGCAUGUAAAUGGUCUGCAGAGGCUAGAAUCUCUUGUGUGUCUCUCCCCCCUCCGGCUUGAAACGCCUCCAUUGUUUACUUCCAGUGACAUCAUCUCUAUGUAACCCUCCUAUUGGCUAACACUCCACAACACAUUGUACGUGACAGGCAAAGGGGGCGGGGCAUCUCUCUAAAGCAGGUUGACCAAUCGCAACAGAGCAUCCCAGUUUACCAAUCCAUAUUUUAUGUUGAAGAACACAUUUUUUUUUUUUUAUCUCUUCAGCUUGUGUUCACCACAAACCUUAUUUCAGACUAACAACCAAAAACACAUUCAGAAAACCAUUGACUUCCAGACCAGGGGACAGGAAUGUUGACUCAUUUCUGCACCUCUCUAAAGGAACAAUAAUAAGAUGAAGUCAGAUUAUUAUUCUCUGAACAUUAUCCACUCCACUGGCUCUGCCAUCUAUUUAUAUUUACCAACAAUGACUUUAAUGAGCCGUCUCAUUUGCAGUCAUUUCACAAAAAAUAUCCAUAUUGUCUUGUCAUAUCUUUGUUUGUAUUUGAUCUGCACAGGUUUAAUGAAUGAUGCAGUUCCAACAAUGAACACAAGAUGGAGUAUUCACUUGUGAGUGUGUAGAAAUGUAAUCACCCAGGCCCAGUAGUUCAAAACCUUUAAUCUCAAUCAGAUCCGAUCAGAUUUUGAAAUCCCAUUUUUUGUGAUCCAGGAUCAGACAAGUCGCCAGAUUUUGUCCCAGUAGUUCAAAGCAAUUCAGGAUCACCUGAUCCAGAAUCAGACUUCUCAAGAUGACUAGAUCCUGAAUAUCAGUGCUUUAAUCCUACUGAUCUCCAUCUAGUGGAUAUGAAAGAUAAUACAAGGAAGACAAGAGACCACAUUGCAGAGACUUCUAUAGUCCGCAAUUACUUUUGAAAGGUGAUGAGAGACGAUGGACUUUUUUGUUGUUGAAGAUAUGUUUUCUUUAAUCUAAAUUACAUUUGUGAUUGACAAUCUUUGUUGUGAUAAGCAUAAACAUUUGUGUCAUCAACAUUUGGUUGAAAACAAAAUAGGCCACAAACGUGACCAAAAAAUGAAAAAUAAAAUGGAUUUGCCAUGAAGGCUAAAAAUGGUGUAUUAUUUCAGUUAACAAACUUUGAAACAUAUUUUUAAAUACAUUGUACAUUUUGCUCUGGUAAUCCACUGGAAACCCACCCCUCUGGUGGGAUCAAGAUAAUCCAGUUUUUUGGGAUCAAACUGAUCCAAAUCCUGUGUUGUCGGUUUGAACUACCCGUUUUGAAGAUUUGAUCCAGAUUAAAGCUUGGAUUGGAUUUCCUGAUCGGAUAUCAAAGUGAUCCUAAUCCUGAUUUUUGGUUUUGAACUACCCAAAAUCCAAAUCUGAUCCCAUCAGAUGGGGAUUAAAAGUUUUGAACUCCUGGGCCUGGGUGAUCAGAUGCAGGUGUGUGGGACGGUAGCAAACAGUUUUUGACCAUGUCGGCAGACGCCGUGUCGAUAUGAGCUGUGUGUUAAACCUGUUUGUAUUCAGCGUGACUGGCGUCGUGCAUAUAUUGGUAUCUGAAUGAUAACAGAAAGGCAAUAUGGACAGCAAAAUAAAUGGAUCGAUGGAUUGAAAGAUA